AUGACUCUCAAAAUUAUCAGAACCAGUGCGCUGGUGUCUUCAAAUUACCAAAAACCAAAGUUUAAACUGAAUUGUGCUCAAGUUGAAUUGAAAAGACUGCAAAACGAAUACAAAAAAGCAAGAGAUGAUACUUCUCGAUCUCGUCUAAGAGAAACCAAUGCUGAGUUGGGUCGAGCAUCCAGAACGCUAAAUUCGACGUGGAUGCGAGCAAUGCGUCAGAAAGUGGUAUUGUAUACGGUUGGCGGUUGUUUUGUUGUGGCUGUUGUCGUUAGCAUAUAUUUAACAUAUUCCUCGAAUGCUCGAAAAGCCUAG
Glossina fuscipes is the source of this 312-nucleotide messenger RNA. Its product is annotated as vesicle transport through interaction with t-SNAREs homolog 1A-like. Lineage: Eukaryota; Metazoa; Arthropoda; Insecta; Diptera; Glossinidae. Bases 1 to 312 code for a protein of 103 amino acids. The transcript has 3 exons. The record is from RefSeq and is a predicted model, not a curated record.